AUGUUAAGCAAGAAAAAUGCAUUAGAUUCACCAGCACCUGAUAAUGAUAUCGAUGUUAAUGAAAAAUACACGUUCCUGAAAAAGAUUGGUAAGGGAAGUUAUGGUGAAGUUUGGCUCGUUUUACCGAAUAGUCCUUUAUCAAUAAGAUCUCAAUCAAAACAACUUGUUCUUAAACGAUUAGAUCUGCGUCCAUCAGCCAAUAGCCCAUCACAAAAUGAUAUUGAAAGUGCUGAACGAGAAGCAAAAUUAUUAUCGACAUUGAAACAUCCAAAUAUCGUUGCUUAUAUUGAAUCGUUUUGUUCAAAUGAUGGAUGUCUUAACAUAGUCAUGGCAUAUUGUGAAGGUGGAGAUUUAUAUACCAAACUGAAAGAAAAAAAAGCAAAGAAAGAGUCAUUAGCAGAAGAUCAACUCAUUGAAUGGUUUAUUCAAAUAUGUAUGGCUUUACAGUAUAUUCACGAGAAAAAUAUUCUUCAUCGUGAUCUAAAAACACAAAAUAUAUUUUUAACAAAACACGAUAUUGUCAAAGUCGGUGAUCUAGGUAUUGCAAGAGCACUUGAAUCGGCAAGUGAAUUUGCAACGACAAUUGUUGGAACGCCAUAUUAUAUGAGUCCAGAGAUAUUUUCUCAAAGACCUUACGGACAAAAAUCAGAUAUAUGGGCACUUGGAUGUUGUGUUUAUGAAAUGACAACACUUGAACACGCGUUCAAUGCUAAAGAUAUAAAUGCGUUGGUGAUAAAAAUACUUCGUGAACAGACGCCACAAAUGUCAAAAAAAUACAGUGAACCGCUAAUAGAUAUUAUAAAAUCGAUGUUGAAAAAAAAUCCAGAUGAUCGACCAACAGCAAAACAAAUUUUACAAAAUUCUUAUAUCAAACAACACAUUCUAAGAUUGUUGGAGAAAACAAAAAUCAAAUGUCCCAAUCCAGUCAAUGCAAAAACUCGAUCGAAACUAAGUAGUUCGCCUGUAUCUUCGCCUUCACGUCCAAACAGUUCUGCUAAGACGUCGCCGUCAAGGAUUCUUUUUUCCAAUGAUAGUAAUCCCACGCCAAUACUUCCUUCUCAUCCACCAUUGCCGCCGUCAUAUUCUCGACCAACAUCAGGAGUUGACGCUAACCGAUCGUCACCAGUUGCAGAUUUUUUACCACCGAGUGAACCGAGUGCGAACGAUUCAAGAGCUCGUCGUCGCCAAUCACGUCGAACUAAUCAACCACUGCCAGCUAAUGGCCAAGAUAAAGAUCUCAGAUUAAUAUCAAAAAUUAAUCCCAAUUAUACAUUAGAUCGCGCAAGGCGCGAUCACAAAUUAAAAGAACAUGUAAAACAAAAUCAACAACUAUCAUCUGAUGAUGAUCAUGAUCCAUCGCUUGUUCGGCAAUAUAAUAAUGAUAUUACUCAAUCAACCAGAAGUGUCGAAUCACCACAACGAGAAAUGAGACCAAGUUCAGUUGAAUUAAGAAAGAACUCUUCUCGUCCUUCAUCAUCUCAGCCACAACCACGCAUAACAAAAUCAUACGAUUUAAAUCAGGGAUCUGUUUCUACAGCACGUCAACGACGUCGCGAAUUCAAAACACAAUCAUCAUCAUCUGAAUAUUCAAUAUCAUUUGAUUCACCGAGUCAAACACCAACAAUAACGUUAACAAAUGAAUUAUCAACACCGACAUUACUAAAUAAUUUCUUCGAUGAAAAUGAACAAAAACAAGAAGGCGAAAAUGAUAUAAAUGAUUUCGUUUUAAUGUUAACUUCUACCUUACAAUUACCAACAGUAAAUGCUCGUCGUUCAGAUCAGUUAGCAUUUAGUGGUAAUGAUAAAGAUAGAACAAUGUCUGGCCGAUUAAAUGAAACAAGCCGUAUUCAACAACGUUAUCAACAAAUUCGACAACAAUGUUUACGUGAAAUUAGUCCUAAUAGAUUCCGACGUGUUUUCAAAAUCAUUGAAAACGUUAGUGAACCACAGAUGAUACCCGAAAUGAUUGCCGAACUUGGUCAAGAUGUAUACAAUAGAUACUCUGGUCUAAUAUUUUCAUUGAAAUUUUAUGAAGAUAAUUCACUCGCAGAUCAAUAA
Molecule: messenger RNA, 2058 nt
Organism: Rotaria socialis
Lineage: Eukaryota; Metazoa; Rotifera; Eurotatoria; Philodinida; Philodinidae
Source: the annotation of a GenBank genome assembly